Necator americanus (New World hookworm) is the source of this 2829-nucleotide messenger RNA. RefSeq lists its product as uncharacterized. The coding region runs from base 1 to 2829 and encodes 942 amino acids. The transcript has a single exon. The record is from RefSeq and is a predicted model, not a curated record. NCBI's taxonomy places the organism in Eukaryota, Metazoa, Nematoda, Chromadorea, Rhabditida, Ancylostomatidae. Gene Ontology annotation, molecular function: catalytic activity.
AUGGCGAUCUGUACUUAUAACGCACGUACGCUUGCAUCGGAAGCGGCCAUCGAAGAUCUGAUGAUGCAAGCCAAGAAGAUCAAGUACGACGUCAUCGGACUGACCGAGACGAGACGACGUCACCCUCUCAACGCCGUAUAUGAAACUGGAGAAGAACUGUUCUUAGGAACAUGCGACAGUAGAGGUGUUGGUGGAGUUGGCGUCCUCGUCAACACGAGUAUGGCAAAGAACAUCGACUCUUUUGAACAACUUACGACCCGAAUCGGACGUCUGCGGAUGAGAAGAUGUGGCCCAAUACCAGCUUUGACUAUCUUCGUCGUUUACGCUCCAACAUCAAGCUACGAAGAAGAAGAAGUCGAAGCUUUCUAUAUGGACCUGGAGAAGUUCUACCAAGAAGAUCAUGCCUUCUACAAGGUCAUAGUUGGCGAUUUCAACGCUAAGGUUGGCCCAAGAAGAACGCCGGAGGAACUUCACAUCGGGACCCACGGCCUACAAUGGAAUGACCAGGGAGAGAGGCUCGCCGAGUUCAUCAUGACGACUAAGACCAUCCAUGGGAACUCGCAAUUUCAGAAGCCCUCUUCUUUACGCUGGACGUGGGAGUCACCCGGUGGAGGGUACCGUAAUGAAAUAGACCACAUCAUCGUCAAUAAAAGGUUCUGCCUGACGGACGUCGGUGUUGUACCAAAGUUCUAUACGGGAUCGGACCAUCGCCUCCUCCGAGGAAGAUUUCCCUUCACAAGGAGAGCAGAGAAAGCCGCCAAGUUCAGAGAGAGAAAUCCCAGGACUACCAUCAACUGGGAUCUCUUCGCUACGCUGGCCGGCUUUUGGGAAGAUUCUGCAAUGGACAACAUCGACGAGGAAUAUGACCGGCUUGUCGAACACCUUCACGACUGCGCGAAGAAGGCUGAGAGUUUUAAAACCACCAGGAGGCGCCUGUCUCUUGAAACUCUUGAGCUGAUACGCCAGCGUGGAGCAGCACGAGCCGCAGGGAACCAAGAACUCACGUCCGAGCUCGCAAGGCUUUGCCGAGAGGCGAUAAAGGAAGACCUUAAAGAGAGAAGAGCAGAAGUGCUGGCUGAAGCUGCAGAGGCGGGGAAAAGCAUCCGCUAUGCCCGUCGAGACUUCGCCAGUCGCAAGACGAGGAUGACUGCUCUCCGGAACCCAAAGGGAACAGCCAUUGCAUCGAGAAGGGGAAUGGAGAAAAUCAUCUACGACUUCUACUCUGAUCUCUUCGACAGCCAUGUCCACUUGCCUCCUCACCAUCUGAGGGAAGAUGGACAAGUCAUUCCAGAGGUUCUCCCGUCCGCUAUCAUGUCGGUAAGAAAUCGUACGGCACCCGGUCCCGACAGAAUAAGACCAGAACACCUGAAGAGCCUUCCGCCAGUACUCAUCAACACCCUGGCGAGGCUCUUUACACGUUAUCUGUCGGAAUGCAAGGUUCCUAAACAGUGGAAGACCAGUAAGACCGUGUUGUUGUAUAAAAAGGGAGAUCCACAUGACAUCGGCAACUAUCGCCCAAUCUGCCUACUGUCCGUCAUCUACAAGCUCUUUACAAGAGUAAUCCUUAAUAGGAUUGAAAAAGUCUUGGAUGAAGGACAGCCAUGCGAGCAAGCAGGGUUUCGAAAAGGAUUCAGCACGAUUGACCACAUUCACACUGUUUCGAAACUCAUCGAGGUAUCACGAGAGUACAAGAUGCCGCUCUGUCUCACCUUCAUCGACUUAAAGAAGGCUUUCGACUCGGUUGAGACGGAAGCGGUCGUGGAAGCCUUGGACAACCAAGGCGUCCCUACUCAGUAUAUUAAGGUACUUCGAGAGUUGUACAGUAACUUCACGACCGGAAUUUCGCCAUUCUACAAGAACAUCAUCAUUGACGUGAAGAGGGGGGUCCGACAGGGUGAUACAAUUUCACCCAAAAUAUUCACAGCCACCCUCGAGAACGCAAUGCGAAAGUUGGAAUGGGACGACAUGGGAGUGAAGGUUGAUGGUCGGCAGCUACACCAUUUACGCUUUGCUGAUGACAUCGUACUGGUAACACCUAGCAUCAGCCAAGCGGAACGAAUGCUGACCGAAUUCGACGAAACAUGUGGAUGCAUCGGUCUUCAGCUGAAUCUACAAAAGACGAUGUUCAUGCGGAACGGAUGGGUCUCGGAUGCCCCAUUCACGCUCAACGGAACGAACAUAUCCGAAUGCACCAGCUACGUUUAUCUGGGUCGGGAACUGAACAUGAUGAACGACCUGACCCCCGAGCUGGGCAGGAGGAGACGAGCGGCUUGGGGAGCGUACAAGAGCAUCGAGGAUGUAGUGAAGAAGACCAGGAACACUCGGCUCCGUGCUCACCUCUUCAACACCACCGUACUUCCUGCUUUGACCUAUGCUUCGGAAACCUGGGCAUUUCGCAAGCAGGAAGAAAACGCGGUGAGCGUCAUUGAACGCGCAAUUGAGAGAGUGAUGCUAGGAGUAUCCCGUUUCACGCAAGCGAGGGACGGGAUUCGAAGUUCCCUCCUACGUCAGCGAUCGAAGAUUAGAGACGCCGCCGCGUUUGCCAAGGAAAGUAAAAUAAGGUGGGCCGGACACGUGAUGCGCUUUAAUGGCAACCGUUGGACCAGAGCCGUGAGCGACUGGGUUCCCCGCGAUAUUAAGCGCACUACAGGAAGACCGCCGACCCGAUGGUCAGAUUUCUUCACGAAGUCCUUGAAAGAAAAAUAUGAUGCUCUUCGUGUCCCACGCGAAGGGAGGAACCACUGGGCUACUCUGGCACGCGAUCGGGACAAAUGGAAGAAUUACUGGCGCCCGCUCGACCAGUUCGAAGAUCAACGGGAGUCAAGGUGA